Rhea pennata is the source of this 2602-nucleotide messenger RNA. It is a transcript of the gene PEAK3, whose product is annotated as PEAK family member 3. The coding region runs from base 120 to 1970 and encodes 616 amino acids. NCBI's taxonomy places the organism in Eukaryota, Metazoa, Chordata, Aves, Rheiformes, Rheidae. Gene Ontology annotation, molecular function: protein kinase activity. The record is from RefSeq and is a predicted model, not a curated record. Gene Ontology annotation, biological process: protein phosphorylation. The transcript has 4 exons.
CCUGCCGGGGCGGCGAGUGCUGACUCUCGCCCCCGUGCAGGUACAUCCCAGAAGGCCGGGGAAGAGCGCGCUUCCACACCAGCAGCCUGGACCUGGGCACCCCUGGACCGUCUGUCCCCAUGCCGGACCCCGAGGAGGGUCACUCGCCCCAGCCACCUGACUCAACUCUCAUCUACAGCAACAUGGGAGAGGUGCGGGCACAUCUCGUUCCCACCAAGGCCAGCCGAAAGGAAGGAGCCGGGAGACCCCCCUCUCAGACUGGCCAGGACCCCCUACCUCCCCCAUUGCCGAAAAAGCAGCUCCAGCGAGCGGAGUCCCUCCCGGAGCAGGGGCUGGCCUGUCGCUCUUGGGAUGACACCCCACCACGCACCAGCAGCGGCUUCUACAGCAUCCCACCAUCCCAUCCAAGGCAUGAGGAGGGAGCUGGCAGCUCCAACCCAUUGCAGGAUAGACCCUGCUGGGGACCCAAGAGGCCCCUGACCAAGUCCCAAAGCCUGGGGGCACCCGUGACCCAGAGCAGCCUGCAGAAAGGCAGCCUGGUCCCAUCUCCCAGCCCAGCAGAGCUGACGUUCUCGACCCCUGACGGGGAGCUCGGAUGCCUCUUCCAGGUCCUGGAGAGGAGAGCUGAGGUGUGUGAGGUGGUGGUGGGGUGCCAGUGGGCGUCUCUGGCCCGGCUCUCGGCCAACAUCCAGGAGGGUCUCCUGGGAAAGGAGGACCAGCAGCAACUACUGAGAGCAGAGCUGGCAGGGAAGAAAUGGGCAGAUCUCAAGAUCCUGGAGAAGGACCCAUGUUGCGAAUCAGGGGACGCCUGGUACUUCCGAGUCGUCUUUGCCUUUGAGCAAGCCCAGCUGGUAUUUGCAGCAAAGCUAGCAGCCUGUCCAGGGAUGUUCUACAUGGAAAUGGCCCAGAGGACACAUCAAGAAGAACAUCACUGGGGAAAUUGCCCUGAUGAGAGGCCUCAGAGGGUCCUCAAGUCGCAUUCCUGUAGUCUGGCUGUGCACACCUCCCUUGGGGUGCACUGCAACAUCCAGCAAGUGAUCGGCCACUUCACUGACUCCCUCCCUCAGGAGCUUGCCCUCCUAAGAAACGCCAGGAAGCACAGUCAGUCCCAGUCCAGAGAAGAGGACACAGCCCUCCUUGGUUCCCCUCCUGUCCUGCAGGUUCUCAUUUCUCCUGAGGUUCCCUACCAGACCUUGGCAGACUUUGUGAAGGAAUCUCACAAUGUUCACAGGACCAGCCCCGGCCACUACGAGCGCUUGGCUUGCCUCCUCCUUCUGCAGGUGUGCACAGGGUUGGAACACCUCAAGAUGCAAAACGCUGGUCAGGGAGAUAUCUGCCCAGAGAACCUGCUGUUACUGCAGUGCCCACGUCCUUCCCUGAUCCAGCAAGGCAAAGAGACAUCCCUGGGGCUCUCCCUUCCGAGGCUACUCAUCAGCAACUUCUUCAAGGCUAAAGAAAAGAGAAGACCUUGUUCUACAACCCAAGAGCAAGACUGGACUGAAGGGUUUUCUGCACCUCCCUCCCCAGUGGCAGAUGAGCUGAAUGUAGGCAUGCUAAUCUAUACACUCUUGCAUGUAGACAUCUCCUUGGAAAAUGCCUUGGGCCUCGGAAGAAAAAGGCUUCCAGAAAUCCCAUCCCUGUCUAUUUAUUCCACAGGACUUAAACGUUUGGCAGUGUUGCUUCUUCACAGAGAUCCCUGCAAGAGGGUCUCUGUAGAACAGGCAAAGAACAUCCUACAGGUCCUGCUUUGGGGGCCUCGUCAGGAGCUCUUUGCCAGGAGUAAGAAGACACUUGUUUUGCUCCGGAGCUGGAUGGACAUCAAGAGAGCCCUGCUGCUGCUAAAGUUUGCAGAGAAGAUGGCUGGUGUUGGGGGGAGCCCUAGCCUCGAGGAGUUGCUGUGCUGCCAGUACUUUAAAGAGGUCACUGAACAUACAAUCUACCAAGUCACCCAGGAUCUCUACAAUCCCUGAAGUCUGGAGGGUUUAUGCAUUGAACUCUUGGAGUCUUUCAUCCUCUUCAUCCUCUUGUUCUUCCAAAGAAGAGACAGAGUCAUUGAAGUCAGAAGACCAGGCAUUCCCCUGACCACUGAGGAUGAAGGUGUUGUGUGCUUGGGAGAUCCCCCUGGAGGUUACCUAAAGACAAGCUAAAGCUUCACCUGCUCAAGAGACCUCCUGAAAGCCAAGAGUAUAUGGAGAAUGGGUGAGCCAGCCAAAUCCACCAGCCUCCUUCUCCCACAUGGAAACAAAGCUAGUACGGGUAGCUUGGCUGGGAAAACUCUAUUUUUAAAGCUCUGCACUGGGAUGCUGCUUCUUCUAUCGUUCAUUAAUGACAAUCCUAAGUAAGCUGGGACCAAACUCCUACCCUGUGUUACCUUGGCAAGGAGCUCCCACAAUAAAGGACAUUUUUUUGUUCCUUCAGACAAUUUUCAUUUGAUGCUACGAAUCCAGUUCAUCAGAGCAUCUCAGGAGAGAUGCCUUGAUGGAAGCCCCAGGGUCAAAUGCCAAUUAAGGGGCUGAUUAUCCUAAGUAGAGUUUACAGGGCUUCAUCUCUAGGCAAAAAAAAUCUCAGUUCUUCAGAUCCCUCCUCAUGUUCUACUUGUGAU